AGAUAAUAAGUUGGUAGAGCAGCACACAUAUUUCGCCAUUUGUUUCUCCCAUUUCCCUGAUACUGAGUGACCUUUUACUCAUUCUAGCCUAUCACCUCAACAACAACACGCCGCCUUCGCCGCCGCCGCUUGCCGCCAGCACCUCCGUUGACUUUCAAAAAUCUCCACCAUGCAAGCUUCCUUGAUUGCCCCAACUCCCCGCCCCACCAGCAUUCUCCCAUCCACAACGUUCCGACCACUCAUCCCAACUACCCAUAAACCCUACACGUUCUCACCCCGAGCCUCCGCCGCCUCCUCAUCCACAACCGAAACAGUCCCACCACCACCACAAUCUGUAUCCUCCGUCGACCCAUCAUCAAAACUCAACAAGUUCAGCUCCAGAAUCACCGAACCCAAGUCACAGGGUGGCUCUCAGGCCGUCCUUUACGGCGUGGGUCUCUCCGAUGACGACCUUAAAAAACCCCAAAUUGGUAUUUCAUCUGUUUGGUACGAAGGGAAUACCUGUAACAUGCACUUACUGAAGCUAGCUGAGGCUGUGAAAGAAGGGGUUCAAGAUGCUGGAAUGAUUGGAUUCAGGUUCAACACUAUUGGGGUUAGUGAUGCCAUUUCAAUGGGGACUAGAGGAAUGUGUUAUAGUCUUCAAUCCAGGGAUUUAAUUGCUGAUAGCAUUGAAACUGUUAUGUCUGCCCAAUGGUAUGAUGCCAAUAUCUCCAUCCCUGGUUGUGACAAAAAUAUGCCAGGUACCAUUAUGGCAAUGGGUCGCUUGAAUCGGCCAAGUAUAAUGAUCUAUGGUGGCACCAUUAAGCCUGGUCAUUUUCAAGGCCACACAUACGAUAUAGUGUCCGCAUUUCAGGUUUAUGGAGAAUAUGUAAGUGGUUCCAUAACUGAUGAACACAGAACAGAUGUACUUCGUGCUUCUUGCCCAGGGGCAGGGGCAUGUGGAGGAAUGUACACUGCUAACACCAUGGCUUCUGCCAUUGAGGCAAUGGGAAUGUCUCUUCCUUACAGCUCGUCAACACCUGCUGAAGAUCCUUUGAAGUUGGAUGAGUGCCAUCAAUGCGUAAAUGCAAUGGUUACUGUGAUGGCUCUUGGUGGAUCCACUAAUGCUGUAUUACACUUGAUUGCCAUAGCAAGAUCAGUUGGCUUGAGCUUGACUCUUGAUGAUUUUCAGAAGGUUAGUGAUCAAGUUCCAUUUCUUGCGGAUCUUAAACCAAGUGGAAAAUACGUUAUGGAAGAUGUACAUAAGAUUGGAGGAACACCUGCAAUCCUUCGUUACCUUUUGGAGCUCGGGUAUCUAGAUGGAGAUUGUAUUACAGUCACGGGGAAGACAUUGGCAGAAAAUGCAAAACUUUUCCCUUCUUUAUCCGAAGGGCAGCAAAUUAUAAAAACACCAGAAAACCCAAUAAAGAAAACGGGUCACCUUCAAAUAUUAUAUGGAAAUCUUGCACCUGAAGGUUCAGUAGCAAAGAUCACAGGAAAAGAAGGGUUAUAUUUCUCUGGUCCUGCAUAUGUCUUUGAGGGGGAGGAAGCCAUGAUUGCAGCUAUCUCUGAAGACCCCAUGAGUUUUAAGGGGAAAGUGGUUGUUAUUAGAGGAGAAGGUCCUAAAGGGGGCCCUGGUAUGCCUGAAAUGCUGACACCAACAAGUGCAAUAAUGGGUGCAGGUCUUGGGAAGGAAUGUGCAUUAUUAACUGAUGGAAGAUUUUCAGGUGGUUCACACGGAUAUGUUGUUGGACACAUUUGCCCUGAAGCACAGGAAGGUGGUCCAAUUGGUCUAGUGAAAAAUGGGGAUGUAAUUACUAUAGACAUCAGCAAGAGGAGAAUGGAUGUUGACUUAACUGAAAAAGAGCUGGAUGAGAGAAGAAAGGCAUGGAAAGCUCCUGCAUAUAAGGCUGAAAGAGGUGUCCUUUACAAGUAUAUAAGGAAUGUUCAAUCAGCCUCGAAAGGAUGUGUAACAGAUGAGUCAUAGAGGUUAGGGAAAGAAGAUCUAGAGAAUUUUUCCAACUCCGGCUUAUUAUUUAUCUUUGUGUUUACUUUUGGUUGUUUUGAGAUUUGAAACUAGAGGAUCCAGAUAUUGUGCAAUGCUCCAUAGUUGUAUGUAUUAUGUUCAUUUCUAAUUCUAAACUGCCAUAAAUUGGAAAAGAAAGUCGUCAGAU
Lactuca virosa is the source of this 2153-nucleotide messenger RNA. Lineage: Eukaryota; Viridiplantae; Streptophyta; Magnoliopsida; Asterales; Asteraceae. The record is from the annotation of a GenBank genome assembly.